AGCGAGGCGGGCAGGUGAGCCGCGGACACCGGCGAUCACCUGAGCGUGUCGCCGAGCUGCCAGAGAGAGGCGGGACAGGAAGUACAGAUGCAAAUUUGAUAGAGGUGGUCGAUCUGUUGGACGAGACGGACGAGGUGACGGACAACUCGUCUGACGAGGAGCGAGUCGUCACCAAGACAACCGGCGUCCUCCCCGUCACUGACGCGGCUCUUGACGAGGUUCUGAGCGUUGACGUGGAGACGGUGGAGGAGGAGAGCGGUCAGCUGAAGGCGGCUCAGAGGACGCAGCCAAGCAUCCCAGAAAGCAGUCCAGGUGUGAAGAAGGUGGUCGUUCCUCGGAGCGUCACAGACGCCUUCAAACUUCUCAGUUCAGUCAUGAACACCAAAAAGUAUCCAAAGACAGUUCUGCUGAAGCAGGCUCACAAGGAGAUCCAGACUCUGCAGAACGAGGCGGCGAGACUGAAGAGUCUGAAGAUCUGUCUGAACCAGCAGAGGAACGCCUACAUCAGAGAGAUCGCCCGAAGAUCAGGUAAAAGUGAGCGGAGGAUCAUGAGGACGCUGCAGCACCCGGCAUCCAAACAGAAGAAGGUGGGGAAGCGGGAGAGACACCGUGCAGCCAAUCACGUGCCGGCAGGAGACACGAUCGAUGAUGACAUUGUAAUCAUAUCCUCCGACCUGCCGCAGCAAACUCCACAAGCUCCUCCCACUCUUGUUUCUGCCCCGCCCACCACCACACCUUCAGCCACACCUGUCCAAACACCGGUCCAGCAGCCUCAGAACAACAGUCAGAAGGUCUUGCAGGUGACUCCUCCCGGUGCAUCCCCCAAUGCAUUAGCGGGGAGGGACAGGCCGAGGACUAUCCCCAACAUCCUGUCCCGCAGUAAGAAUCCAGCUCCGCUGUCGCCCCUGCUCACAAAGACUCACAGCGAGGAGUUGCCUUCUUUUCAGGCUUUGGUUCCGGCUGAUGUUCUAUCCCUUGUCAGCGCCACAUUGCCAGGGCAGCCGGUCCUGACCCUGAGCCCGAUAAUGACUGGGCCGACGGUUCUACAGACGUCUCCUACACCAGGCUUGGCCUCAGUCACCCUCAACUUCCCCAGUCUGACCAAUCAGCAGAUCCAUCUCACCUCACUGCCCCACCCCCCAACCGCCUCAAACCUCAACAGUCUGCUGCCGGUUCAACCAUCGACUCCACAACAACAAACACAACCAAAACAACAACAGCAACCACAACAACAACUACAACAACCACCCCCUCCUCCCCAGCUGCAGCAGCAGCAGGAGGUCCUAGCAGGUCAGACUCCUGCUCCGGUGGUCUCUGGAUCUGAUCUUGUCUCAGACCAGAUCAAAGACCAGCACCAGCCUCCGUCCCAGGCUGGCACCAAGCUGGAGUCCCCCCCCUCCUCCUCGUCUCCACCCUCUACUCACGGCUCGUCGUCCUCGCCGUGCCCAGAUCCGAGCAUUGGUCGUCGGGUCACAGCGGGGGGCCUCUGAGGGCGGAGACCAGACAGGACGCUGACCACGAGAG
This is a messenger RNA of Micropterus salmoides (largemouth bass), 1524 nucleotides long. Its product is annotated as bromodomain-containing protein 4-like. The record is from RefSeq and is a predicted model, not a curated record. NCBI's taxonomy places the organism in Eukaryota, Metazoa, Chordata, Actinopteri, Centrarchiformes, Centrarchidae. Gene Ontology annotation, biological process: regulation of transcription by RNA polymerase II. Gene Ontology annotation, molecular function: DNA-binding transcription factor activity, RNA polymerase II-specific; RNA polymerase II cis-regulatory region sequence-specific DNA binding; protein dimerization activity.